AUGACGAACCCCCAGAACGCGCCGAAGCGCGACAAGAACGACGAUAAUUCAGACGAUAGUGGCGACGAAGAUGUCUUCCACGAUGCACACUUCCCGGCGGAGGAAGAAGCCCAACUCCUGAAAGAAUCCCAGGAAAUCAAGUCUGAAGCAAACCAAUUGUUUCUUGCUGCGAGCUACGACCAAGCCAUUUCCUGCUACGACCGAGCCCUUGCCUCAUGCCCAAACUACCUUGACUACGACGUCGCUGUUCUCCACAGUAACGUUGCCGCCUGUCAUUUGAAGCUAGAGGCCUGGAAGUCAGCUGUAGACUCGGCAACUGUCUCCAUCGAACGCCUGGAGAAGAUAAUUCCUUCUACCCCGCUGAAUAAGAGCAAUGAUACGAAGGGAAGCGAGGCAACAAAACAAGAUAAAAAAGAUAGCGACGACGUGGUAGAGAUCUCCGGAGAUGAUGAAGAUGCUGAAUUGGAGCACCUGAAGCGUUUGGAGGAGCAGGAUGAACUCAGAAACAAGGUCUUGCGACUGCGAGCCAAGGUUCUCAUGAGACGGGCGAAGGCGAAGGUACAAAUUGGGGGCUGGGGUAGCUUGCAAGGAGCCGCAGAAGAUUAUCAGGGUCUGGUUGCAAUUGAAACAGUCUCGGCUGAUGACAAACGCAUUGCCCAGCGAGAACUGCGGGAGCUCCCCGCACGUAUUAGCGAAGCACGGGAAAAGGAGAUGGGAGAUAUGAUGGGGAAGUUGAAGGAUGUGAGUAUCUCGCCAUGCUACCUAUUGGAUCUUGUUGGUGGAACUAACAUGAUACAGCUCGGCAACGGGAUCUUGAGCCCAUUUGGCCUUUCAACAGACAAUUUCAAGUUCGUCCAAGACCCGAAGACUGGGGGUUACAACAUGAACUUCCAGUCCUGA
Molecule: messenger RNA, 900 nt
Organism: Penicillium salamii
Lineage: Eukaryota; Fungi; Ascomycota; Eurotiomycetes; Eurotiales; Aspergillaceae
Source: the annotation of a GenBank genome assembly